This is a messenger RNA of Jatropha curcas, 3321 nucleotides long. Its product is annotated as putative sugar transporter ERD6-like 13. Lineage: Eukaryota; Viridiplantae; Streptophyta; Magnoliopsida; Malpighiales; Euphorbiaceae. The record is from RefSeq and is a predicted model, not a curated record. Gene Ontology annotation, biological process: carbohydrate transport; transmembrane transport. Gene Ontology annotation, cellular component: membrane. Gene Ontology annotation, molecular function: sugar transmembrane transporter activity.
CCACUCAACAUUUUUCUUGAAACAUUUUGAAUGAUAGCAUGAUUAGUUAAGCUGAUAGUUGGGAAGGACCGCAAUCUGUUGAACUCAUUCUAUUUUAAGUCUAUCCUGAAGUGCAUUGCUCUUCACGUAUUCAAUAAUUGAUACUGCUUUAAACCUGCCGACACUUGUUAUUGCUUGAAAAAGAAAUCUGAACUUUCUUAUCUGUCAACAGAUGCAGUUCCAAUUUUACUGAUAUAAUUCUUCUUCUUUCUUCAGUUAAAAGUAUAUCUUAUCAUUUGUCUUUCCAUUUCUGUAUUUUGCCUGCUUAGGAUAGGAGGCCAAAGCGAUGGAAGAAGAAGCAGCGGCAAGAUUACUGCUUUCUGAAGAAAACUUGGACGAAAAUGCUUCGUCUUCAUCAAUCACAUUUAUGCUUGUCUUCACCACUUUAGUCAUUGUUUGUGGUCCUUUCGUUUAUGGAUGUGCUAUGGGAUACUCAUCUCCUGCUGAAUCUGGAAUCUUGGAUGAACUGGGCCUUUCUACUUCAGCUUAUUCACUAUUUGGCUCAAUGUUAACAAUUGGGGGACUAGCAGGUGCAUUAUUUUCUGGAAAGAUAGCAGACCUUAUUGGGAGGAGAGGUGCAAUUUGGGUUUCAAAUGUAUUCUCUAUCAUAGGAUGGCUUGCAAUUACAUUAUCAGAGGGAGCCUGGUCACUUGACCUUGGAAGACUAUCGGUUGGAAUUGGAUCUGGGAUAACUUGUUAUGUGGCACCAACUUAUACUGCAGAAAUUACACCCAAGAAUUUCAGGGGAGCAUUUAUAUCAAUUAGUACACUUAUGGUGGGUUCUGGCAUGGCACUUACAUUUAUCAUUGGUUCUAUCUGUAGCUGGCGCAUCUUGGCUCUAACAGGAGUUAUUCCAUGUGUGAUUCAGUUUCUUGGUGUAUUCUUCAUUCCAGAAUCUCCCAGAUGGCUGGCAAAAGCUGGUCGAGAAAAAGAGCUGGAAAUUGCUCUCCAGCGUUUUAGGGGAAAGAAUGCUGAUAUUUCUUUUGAGGCUGCUGAAAUCAUUAAUUUUACACGAGACUCUAGUCAGAUAGCAGAAGAUGGAAUUAAAGAGUUGUUUCAGGGGAAAUAUGCUUAUGCAAUUAUUGUGGUUGUUGGGCUAUUCUUCCUGGCACAAUUUGGAGGGCAAUGUGGCUAUACUUAUUAUUUGAGCUCUAUUUUAGAGUCAGCUGGUUUCCCUACUGGUGUUGGGUCUGCAGCAGCAAGUAUUGCUCAGAUAGUGGCCAACAUUUGCAGUUUGUUCUUAAUUGAUAAAUAUGGAAGGCGACCUCUUCUGCUGAUUUCUUCAGUUGGAAGCUGUUUAGCUUCAGUCAUCACAGGAUUGUCCUUUCUACUACAGGACUUCAACUUGGGGAAGGAAUUCACUCCAAUUCUAGCGCUUACAGGAACAUUGACAUACCUGGCGUCUUUAUCAAUAGGUUUGGCCGGAAUACCAUGGACUAUAAUGGCAGAGAUAUUUCCUGUAAAUGUAAAAGGUUCGGCCGGAAGUUUAGCAAAUGUGGUCAACUCUUCUGGAAGUGCGAUUGUUGCAUACACCUUCAAUUAUCUGUUUGAUUGGAGCUCAGCUGGUGUAUUUUUUAUAUAUUCAAUCAUUUCCGGCUCCGGUAUUAUAUUUGUUGCAAAAAUGGUACCGGAGACUAAGGGGCGAACACUUGAGGAGAUCCAUGCAUGGUUGGUACCAAUUAAGGUAUAUCUUGUCUUGAGUUUUUCCAUUCCUGUCUUUUUGCAUGAUUGGAGGGCAAUGGAGGAAGGAGCAAUGGCAAGAUCAUUACUUUCUGAAGAAAACUUGGAUGAAAAUGGUGGAGUUGAAACUUCUUCUUCUUCUUCUUCACCUAUCACAUUUUUGCUCGUCUUCACCACAUUUAUCAUUGUUUGUGGUUAUUUCAUUUAUGGAUGUUCUAUAGGAUACUCAUCACCUGCUGAAUCUGGAAUCCUGGAUGAAUUGGGCAUUUCUACUUCAGCUUAUUCAGUUUUUGGGUCGAUAUUAACAGCUGGGGGACUAGCAGGUGCAUUAUUUUCUGGAAAGAUAGCAGACCUUACUGGAAGGAGAGGUGCAAUUUGGGUUUCAAAUGUAUUCUGUAUCAUAGGGUGGCUUGCAAUUAUAUUAUCAAAGGGAGCCUGGUCACUUGACCUUGGAAGACUAUCAGUAGGGAUUGGAGUUGGGAUUAUUUCUUAUGUGACACCUACUUAUAUUGCAGAAAUUACACCCAAGAAUUUAAGAGGAGCAUUUGCAUCACUUAAUACACUUAUGAUGGGUUGUGGCAUAUCACUUAUGUUUAUCAUUGGUUCUAUCUGUAACUGGCGUAUCUUGGCUGUACUGGGGGCUAUUCCAUGUGCAAUUCAGUUUCUUGGUGCAUUCUUCAUUCCAGAGUCUCCCAGAUGGCUGGCAAAAGUUGGUCGAGAAAAUGAGCUGGAAAUUUCUCUCCAGCGGCUUAGAGGAAAGAAUGCUGAUAUUUCUCUUGAGGCUGCUGAAAUCAUUGGUUAUACACAAGACUUUGGUCAAAUAGCAGAAGAUGGAAUUAAAGAGUUGUUUCAAUGGAAAUAUGCUCAUGCAAUUACUGUUGGAGUUGUGCUGAUGUUACUGCUACAAUUUGGAGGACAAAGUGGCUAUACUUUCUAUUUGAGCUCUAUCUUAGAGUCAGCUGGUUUCCCAAGUGGUGUUGGAUCUGCAGCAGCAAGUAUUGCUCAGAUAGUGAUGAACAUUUGCAGUUUGUUCUUAAUUGAUAAAUACGGGAGGCGACCACUUCUGCUGGUUUCUUCAGUUGGAAGUUGCUUAGCUUCUCUUGUUACAGGCUUGUCCUUUCUACUACAGGACCUCAACUUGGUGAAGGAAAUCACUCCAGUUCUAGCUCUUAUAGGAAUAUUGGUAUAUGUGGCGUCUAUAUCAAUAGGUUUGGGAGGAAUACCCUGGAUUAUAAUGGCAGAGAUAUUUCCUGUAAAUGUAAAAGGUUCAGCUGGAAGUUUAGUGACUUUGAUUAACUGGUCUGGAAGUUGGAUUGUUGCAUACACCUUCAAUUAUCUGUUUGAUUGGAGCUCAGCUGGUGUAUUUUUUGUAUAUUCAAUAAUUUCUGGUUUAGGUGUUAUGUUCGUGGCAAAAAUGGUACCAGAGACUAAAGGACGAACUCUUGAAGAGAUCCAAACAUCAUUGAUUACUCAUUAAUGUCUAGAAUCUAUAGGAUUGAUAUUCUUUGAACAAAAUCAAGCAUUGGAAUUUAGUUCAAUCAAAUGAUCUGUUACCUUUUUAUUUUCAUAAUAGAAAAUUGUUCUCUGUAUUGGUUUGCUUAA